UUUAUUUUACUCUAACAGUUGUGUUCAAACGUAUAAUCAAUAUACAAUAUAAAGACAAUGACGUUAAAUUCUUCUAUAAAAAGGAAGUCAACUGCCCAGUCACUUGUUUCCACGGAAACUGAACUCGUCCACGGAUGAACUCAGCCAAUCACGGCAUGGGGAGCACACAGCCGAGUUUGCAUACAGUCUGUAUAAGAAUAGCAGCUCUAGUUCCACACAGCACAUUCAAUUGUUACCAUACUGCGUCAACAAUGCCUGAACCAGCCAAGGCUGCGCCCAAGAAGGGCUCCAAGAAAGCCGUGACCAAGACCGCCGCUAAAGGCGGCAAGAAGAAGAGGAAGACCCGCAAGGAGAGCUACGCCAUCUACGUGUACAAGGUGCUGAAGCAGGUUCACCCCGACACCGGCAUCUCCUCCAAGGCCAUGAGCAUCAUGAACUCGUUCGUCAGCGACAUCUUCGAGCGCAUCGCCGGCGAAGCCUCCCGCCUGGCGCACUACAACAAGCGCUCCACCAUCACCUCCAGGGAGAUCCAGACCGCCGUCAGGCUGCUGCUGCCCGGGGAGCUGGCCAAGCACGCGGUGUCCGAGGGCACCAAGGCGGUGACCAAGUACACCAGCUCCAAGUAGACGCUGCUACGAGCACCUGACUCAACGGCUCUUUUAAGAGCCACACACUGAACUGAAGAACAAUAGACCUGUUGUCAGGUUUUUUUUACGUGUUGUCAUGGUUACAUUAUUAGUAAUUGUGAGCUGAGGCAUAUAACCACUUCAGCCAAAUACGGUUCAAUCUCUGGAAAGCUUCAUGUGCACAGGAAGCCACCUAGUGGCGAAGUGUGUAAUCACAGGCAGCUGUAUCUGAACCACAUCAUGCGUGAUGCAUUGAAUUGAAUUGUGCCUGUUAUGUCUCUUGAAAAGGACUAUGAAUCACAAAGUGUUUAACCAAAUACAUAUUAUUAUACAUAAAUCACAAGUCCAUGAACAUA
Messenger RNA from Betta splendens (Siamese fighting fish), 982 nucleotides. Its product is annotated as histone H2B 1/2. Gene Ontology annotation, molecular function: protein heterodimerization activity; structural constituent of chromatin; DNA binding. The record is from RefSeq and is a predicted model, not a curated record. The coding region runs from base 135 to 626 and encodes 163 amino acids. Lineage: Eukaryota; Metazoa; Chordata; Actinopteri; Anabantiformes; Osphronemidae. Gene Ontology annotation, cellular component: nucleosome. The transcript has a single exon.